Molecule: messenger RNA, 5388 nt
Organism: Aricia agestis (brown argus)
Lineage: Eukaryota; Metazoa; Arthropoda; Insecta; Lepidoptera; Lycaenidae
Gene: Sin3A
Product: paired amphipathic helix protein Sin3a
Exons: 31
Coding region: 408-4535 (1375 amino acids)
Biological process (GO): negative regulation of transcription by RNA polymerase II
Cellular component (GO): chromatin
Molecular function (GO): transcription corepressor activity
Source: RefSeq, a predicted model, not a curated record
UACGAGCAGUCAGUCGGCCGCGCAGCUUGGUGCGCGACGUUCGUGCGCGGAGGGUUUUUGUUAAUCUCUCUCCUGUGUAUACCCCGGUCGACUGCUGUUCGAGAGGGACGGAAACAUUCGAGGGAACGAUCCGUCAAGAGAGAGAUGGCGCUAUGGCAGUGUCGCAACCUCGCCCACCUGACCGUGUUGACGCCGCGCUCGAAAAAGUUGCGCCGCUGCGCUAUUUGGAGGCGCACGAAUGUGCUCGCACCGAGCUUAUCUCACCGCGGUUUUAUCACAAAUACUUGUCACAAAACUGUUUUAAGAGUAGUUUGAGGUGAUAACCAUUCUGCAUUGAAGAUUCAAGUCACAACGUUAUCUCAAGAGGGUAUAGCGGUGUUCGGGUAAUGGGUGGUUGAUCCGACCCAAUGAUGAAACGUACGGGGCCCCGUCUCGGGCCCGAUGAGGCUACUUCCAUGCCGCAGCCGCCUGCACAGAUCCAGCAGCCGGGCGCUAGCAACAUGCAUACUUUAGCACAAUCAGCUCAACCGCAGAUUCUAGGAGCAACAGCGAUGCUGUCGGUGGGCGGCGGGUUCAACCGCGGGCCGAGCCGCGCGCCCGCGCCCGCCGUCAUCAACUACCUCAAGCCGGGCGCCGUGCAGUACGCCGCGCCCAAGCAGCCGCCGCAGGUGCAGCCCAGACUCAAGGCAGGUGAAACACACGAGUCUGACGUAGGUCAUUAUCCGCAGCUGGUGUCCGGUCAGCCGCUGCCGCUGGGCCGUCAGUCGCCGGGGCUCGCGGGCGGAGCCCUGCCCGGCGGGGGGCUCGGCCCCGGCGGCGGCGCGCAGUUCCAGCGUCUGAAGGUGGAGGACGCGCUGUCGUACCUGGACCAGGUCAAGUUCAAGUUCAACGCGCAGCCCCAGGUCUACAACGACUUCCUCGACAUCAUGAAGGAGUUCAAGAGCCAGACCAUCGACACGCCGGGGGUGAUCACUCGCGUGUCCAACCUGUUCAAGGGCCAUCCCGGCCUCAUCGUCGGUUUCAACACGUUCCUGCCCCCGGGGUACAAGAUAGAGGUCCAGAGCAACGGACAGGUUUCUGUGUCCAUGCCAUCGCCGACUGGCGCAGGCGGCGUGGGCGUGGGCGGUGGUGUCGGUGGAGUGGGCGUGGGCGGCAACGUGGGCAGCGGCAGCGGCGUGCUGCUGGGCGUGCACCAUGGUCCGCCGCCGCAACCACAGCUAGUCCAUCUGCUGCCGGUGCCACAGUCCGUGAGCUCGGCAAUAGUGCACAACCUGUCGGUGAACCAGACGCCGGCCAACACGCUGCAUCACAUAUCGCAGGCGCACCAGCAGAUCGAGGCUAACGUGCACCAUCCGCCUGGUAGCGGCCACGGAGCUGGUCAGCCCGUUGAGUUCAACCAUGCCAUCGAGUAUGUCAACAAGAUCAAGAGUCGGUUCUCCCGCCAACCGGACAAGUACAAGAGAUUCCUGGAGAUUCUGCACGCGUAUCAGCGCGGACAUCGCGAUGUCAAGGAGCCGCAGGCCAAACAGCAGACCGAGCAGGAGGUGUAUUCACAGGUGGCGAAGUUAUUCGAGAAUCAAGAUGACUUGUUAGCGGAGUUCGGUCAGUUCUUGCCGGACGCCAAAGCCGUCACCAAGCCCGCGCAUCCGCUGCCGCAUGCCAGGUCUCCGCCGCCACAGCGUCCAGAAGUGGAGAGUGAGCGUUUCGGUGCCGCGUCUCCUCCUACGCACGUGCAUCCCAUACAUCAUGCACAGUACGAGCCAAUAGCUGAUCAUCCGCAGAUCACGAAGCAUACUCCGUCGGCCGCGCCACCGCCGCACCACCAUCUCAAACGCUCGCCCAGCUUCACUUCCUCGAGCCAGCUAGGUACCGGUGGCCCGCCCGCCAAGAAGCCGCGCAGCACGGCGCCCGCAGUGAGCGCGAACAGCGUCGCGCACGCGCCGCACGUGCCGCACGCGCCGCACUCGCACGCCGCGCGCGACGUGUCCUACGCCGAGGCGGCCAAGCUCGCCACUGCGCACGAUUACAACUUCUUUGACCGCGUACGCAAGGCUCUGCGCUCGCAACAGGUCUACGAUAACUUCUUGAGAUGCAUCCUGCUGUUCACGAAGGAGAUAAUCUCGUCGUCGGAGCUGCUAAGCGUGACGGCGCCGUUCCUCGGCCGCCACCCGGAGCUGCAGAAGUGGCUGCAAGACUUCGUGGGGCCCGUGUCCCCGCCGCACACCCCCACCACCACUACACAUGCCGCACCGUUCGGCAACUCUCACGGCGCGCUGCUGGGGUACUCGAGCUCGCGUCUCGGCGGCGACAAGCGCUACGAGCCGCUCGGCCCGCUCGGCGCGCAGCUGCGACACGAGCGACCGCAGGGCGACGCCGCCAUGGAUAUAGACUAUACAACUUGCAAACGUCUCGGUACAUCGUACUGCGCGCUGCCGCGUGAGGCUGCGGCGAGACGUUGCUCUGGCAGGACACCGCUGUGCAAAGAGGUCUUGAAUGACACAUGGGUUUCAUUCCCGACAUGGAGUGAGGAGUCUACAUUUGUGACGUCGAGGAAGACUCAGUAUGAAGAAUACAUCUAUCGCUGCGAGGAUGAAAGAUUUGAGUUGGACGUCGUGAUCGAGACCAACGCGUCCACCAUCCGCGUCCUGGAGGGCGUGGCCAAGAAGCUGUCGCGAAUGACGGCGGAAGACGCGGCCAAGUUCCGCCUCGACGACUGUCUGGGCGGCGCCUCGCCUACCAUACACCAGCGCGCGCUGCGCCGCAUCUACGGAGACAAGGUGGCGGUGGACAUCAUAGCCGGCCUGAAGAAGAACCCCGUCGUGGCUGUUCCGGUUGUGCUGAGACGACUCAAAGCGAAGGAAGAGGAGUGGAGAGAGGCACAAAAGGGUUUCAACAAGCAGUGGCGCGAGCAGAACGAGAAAUACUACCUGAAGUCCCUCGACCACCAGGGCAUCAACUUUAAGCAGAACGAUCUGAAGGCGCUGCGGUCCAAGUCGCUGUACAACGAGGUGGAGAGCGCGUACGCCGCGCGCCGCCCGCCGCCGCACCUAGUCGCCGACUACGGACUUAAGGAUAGGGCUGAAGCGAUAAAGAUCGUGAGCGACGCGGCGGAACUGCUGAUCCACCACGCGCGGCGGCAGACCGGCAUCCAGAAGGCGGAGAAGCGCCGCAUCAAGCACCUGCUGCGCCACUUCCUGCCCGACCUGUUCGCGCAUCCCCGCCAGCCGCUCUCCGACGACGAGCGAGACGACGAGGAAAAAGAAGAGACGACCAGUCCAGACAGCCCGUCUGAGACUGCAGAGACUGAUAAGGAGAAAAAUGUGAAACAAGAAAAACAAGAGUCCUCAGAGUCUGACAACGCAUCAGACAAAAGCAGCAGAAACCAUAAGAAUGAUAAGGAGAACAAGCCCAAAAACAACAACUUGGAUAGUAAAGAGAGCAUCAACAGCAACAAGCGCAGCAGCAGCAACGAGGACUCCAUCACGAUGAAGGACCUCAAGACUGAAUCUCAAGACAUUGAAGACGAUUAUAAGGAUCAUCCGCCAAAUGAGGCGCGGUUCGUGUGCACGUCGUCGUGGUAUCUGUUCCUGCGGCUACACGCGGUGUUGUGCUCGCGGCUGGGCGGAGCGCGCCGGGCCGCCCAGCAGCUCGCCGCUCAGGAGCCCGCGCGUCCCGCCCGCCCGCCCUCCGUCGCGGACGCGCUGCGACUCAAACCUACCAAUCUCCCGGCGGACGCGUCGUCGCCGUCGGAGUACUACAACGCGCUGCUGGAGCUGGUGAAGGGCGUGCUGGACGGGAACGUGGAGGCGGCCGCGUACGAGGACGCCGCGCGCGAGAUGUUCGGCAUCAAGGCCUACCCCGCCUACACGCUCGACAAGGUGGUCAGCAUCGCCGUCAGACAACUACAACACUGCGUGUCGGAGCGGUGGUCGGUGCGCGUGACUGAGCUGGCCGCGCGCGGCAUGCGCGGGCCGGCCGCGUACGUGCGCCGCGCCGCCGCAUACCUUCGACCCGAUCACCUCGCCUUCCUCGUUAGAGUGUAUGGCGGCGACGAGUGUAAAGUGACGUUCGAGCUGCUUGAGAACUCCGGCGAGGAGCGCGCGUCGCCGCAGAACGACAGCUCGCGACUCUCACCCACUAACCAGUGUCGGCGCGAGACGAACGGCGAGGCGGUGUCGCGGCUGGCAGCGUGGUCGCUGUACACGGAGCGGUACGCGCGGCCGGACGCGACGGGCGCCUGCAACAAGCCCGUGUUCCUGCGCCGCAACGCGCGCCGCAACGGCGCCGCCGCCAGCCCCAGCGCCGCCGCCGCGCCGCCGCCGCCCGCUGACACCGCGCGUCGCCGCAAGCCGCCGCGGCUGCACGACCACGCGGAGUGCACGCUCGCUAAUACCAUACGGUUGGUGGCGUGUCGUCCGCAGCAGCUGUACCGGGCGGGCUGCCUGGCGGCGGCGCGCGCGACGCAUCCCAAGCUUUCGGCGGCGCGGCGCGCGCGCUUCCAGGCGUGGCUGUCCGCGCGCACCGGCGACACCUAGCCGCCGCGACACCGCCCGCCGCGACUCCCGCACAGGCACAAGUAGCCGCCCCCCGCUGACACCACACACGUCGCGACCGACACCAGCAAUUCGACAACAGACCAUAUCUGUACUGAGAUUAGCCCGACCUUUAAAAUGUAAAUAACAUUGAGAUUUCACUUUUGAGUGUCUGUUACGUAGUUUUUCAGUUUCAACACUUCAAAAUAGUUUGAGUAGAUUGGAAAUUAACUGUUUAGAUAGCUUAAAUAUUGCAAUCGUGAACUUAAACUAGUAGAAACCCUUGCAGUGCGGGCGGGGAGCGUGGGGCGGAGCUCCGGGAGAGGGGAGGGGGUACUGUAAGAGCAAUAACGGUGUGAUUUAGCGAUACGUGACUCGUUGUGAUCGCGCACAGAGGCAGCACUCGGAAUAGUCGCUUUAAUUUGCUCCGUUACUCUCGAUGCAUUUUUAUUUUAUUUAUGAGAUAACUUGUUAAUGUAAUAGACGUCGAGGAGACUUCACUGAAUUCGUUGUGACGCUCGUUCGGGGGUCGGUCGGUCGAUCGGCCCCGCGGUUUGCUGACUUUUGAGUAUUUCAAGUUUCAAUGUGAUUUUAUUGUAUUGAAAGUAUUAGCGUUAGGUGAGAGUGGCGGGGUGCAGGCGGUAUGAAAUUGGACGGGCCACAGGGUAUCGUAUACUCGUUAGAUUAACCAAUUUCAUUAAGCCUAAACAAUCUCAAUCUAGGCCACGUUUUAGCGGCCUAGCGCGUAGGUGUACAUAUGUAGGUAAAGAUCUCUCAAGUACGGUGUAUAUAGAGUUCUGUUGGUACCAAUUCUUGUUAAUAAAUGACUCGAGAAAAUAUUAUUAUAUUUAUAAUA